UUUAUAAAUAUGAAAAGGCCGCUUUAACUUCUUCAAUGGCGGCCAUGGAAGCAGAAGAGACAGAGGAAGAAGGAUCGCCUCAAUUUUGGAAGGAACUAACUUCUCCUCCAACUAUGGAAGACGACGGUGCUUUGGAUUUCUGUCCAAGCUUCAACAGCUAUUCUAUCGACGGACUUGCAAAUACUGCUGCGAGAGUUACCAGGGAGUUUGAAGGAAUGGGCGGCGGUGAAGAGGAUGAAUUCGAAUUUGUUUCGUUUCAGAAGACUGGAGAACAAAUGGUUUUCGACUGUCCGAUUGGUUCUGUUUUUCCUAUCUUCAAUUACGACCUAUUGGAGAAGAGUGAUGGAGCAGAGGUGUAUGAUUUUAACCACGGAAAUGCUCCGACUGUAAGGAUUUCUCUGGAGAAGCUUAUAAUUGAUGAUCGUGAUAGGGAACGUGACCGCGAUCGUGAUCCUCCGUCGUCGUCGUCGUCUGAUGCCGACGAAUUGGACGGAAUUCCACCGGGAACAUACUGCGUUUGGACGCCUAAGCCAGAGCAAGAGGCGGAGCGAGGAAAAUGCAAGAAGAGCAAGUCCACUGGAUCAGGAUCCUCGUCUUCAAGACGGUGGAGGCUCCGAAAUUUGCUUCCACGAAGCAACAGCGAAGGCGGAAAGAAUCUGUUCGUCUUCUUAACACCGUCUUCGAAGGCGGCGGAAUCGACGAGGAAGAAAGAAGAGAAAUCAAAGAAAUUAGGCGAAGGCGUCAAGGGAAAGAAGAGCUGUUCAGAGGCCAACGUCGUCACCGGAAAAUCAAAGGUCAAAGGAGGCUCCGUCGAGAAGCCAUCAUCGGCGCACGAAUUAUUUUACAUGAGGAACAGAAUGUUGAAGGAAGGAGAUAGGAGACGAUCCUACCUUCCCUACCGGCAAGAACUCGUCGGAUUCUGGGCCAAUCUAAACAGCGCGAGCAAAGCGUUCCCUCCAUUCUAGGGCUUCUCAUCAGGUUCUACUAAAUUGGAUUGCUUAGAGUAAUUAUUUUGUUAAUUUUGAUAAUCGUAGUUAUUAACAUACAUCCAAGAUUUUUUAUCUUUAAACACAGAACCGAUUGGUUUGUUUGGCUGUAUAUAUAAAUAUAUGAUU
This is a messenger RNA of Momordica charantia (bitter melon), 1115 nucleotides long. RefSeq lists its product as uncharacterized. The record is from RefSeq and is a predicted model, not a curated record. NCBI's taxonomy places the organism in Eukaryota, Viridiplantae, Streptophyta, Magnoliopsida, Cucurbitales, Cucurbitaceae.